UCAGAGAACACGUCUUGACUCGGUCUAACCAUCCAUUGCAUAUGGCGGACUGCCCAGCCAAAAUUUUCAAACCGCGUGUUGGACCGUCAUUGCAAUCCCGUUCACAACCUCCACAUGGCAAAAUCAAGUAUGGGGUAUUGAUAUCGUCGUUGGGUUUUCUUAUUCAUGAUCCGCUGUGAGAGAAUUCCUUAGAACAAAAGGCGUAUGAUUUAGCUCCUGAGAUGGAGACCAGGGAGAUGGAGAUCAGCGAUUCAUCAAACGGAACAACGGGAUCGAUCACCGAUCGAAUUAGAGGUGAUAUCCAGGCGUCGCUACGGUCUCACUUCGAUGUAUUCCUGAAUUUCAGAGGGCCCGACACUCGCCUGAACUUCACCGACUGCCUCUAUCACUCCAUGGACGCAGCCGGGAUUCGAGUUUUCAGAGACGACGAAGAGAUCAGGAAAGGCGAAGCCAUCGGAGGUGAACUGGAGCGCGCGAUCAAGAGCUGCACAAUCUGCGUGCCCAUCUUCUCUAAGAACUACGCGUCCAGUGCGUGGUGUCUUCGCGAGCUUGCAUCCAUGGUGGAUUGCUCGAGAAACAGAGAUGGCGAAGGAACGAUCCUACCGGUUUUCUUCGACGUGGGUCCCCGCGAUGUCAAGCUCGAAACCGGUCUGUACCACGAAGCUCUGCAGAAGCACGAGCAGAAGUUCGGCUGCGAAGUGGUGCGCCGAUGGAAGGAGGCUCUGAGGGAGGCCGCUCGUAUCAAAGGAUGGAAUCUCAAAGAUGGAGGCCAAGGUGAACUCAUUAGAUUAAUCGUUGCUGAAGUUUUGAUCAAGCUGAAUAAAAGAGAAAAAAUUCUACCCGAUCAUUUAGUUGGAAUUCAGGAUCGUGUUGAAGACGUCGUGCGCCUUUUAGAUGAAGGUUCUCCAGAUGUAUUUUAUCUAGUAAUGCAUGGUAUGGGGGGCAUUGGGAAGACGACUCUUGCCAAGGUUGUCUUUAACCAAAUUUCUAGUCGGUUUCAUGGGUGUAGCUUUCUUUCGGAUGUUCGAGAAGCUUUAAAGGGCGGUAAAGUCAUUCAAUUGCAAAAGCAAUUAUUGGCAGAAACUCUCAACUUCAAACCAAUUGAGAUUUCUGACUCUGAUGCAGGGAUUAGCCAAAUUAAAAGGAGGUUCCGCGAUAAGAAAGUCCUCAUUAUUCUUGAUGACCUAGAUAAGUGGGACCAACUUUCAAAACUUGCAAAAAAUCGUGAUUGGUUUGGUCGAGGGAGCAGAAUUAUUAUUACGACAAGGGACACCAAUUUUUUGCCGCUCGAAGAGGAGUAUCGAGAAAAUAAUGCCCAAAUGCAAUUCCAAGAGUUUAAAAUCUAUCAAAUGGAAGAAUUGCACCAUGCCCAUGCUCGCCAGCUUUUCAAUAAGCAUGCUUUCAGAAUGGAUUCCCCUCCGAAUGAAUAUGAUGAUGUUUCUCGCGAUAUUAUCUAUAAAACAGGUGGACUUCCUUUGGCUCUCGAAGUUAUCGGUUCCUCUCUUUAUUGCAAAGGCAAACAAUUUUGGAAAGACACGUUGAAGAAAUUAGAUUUAGUCCCCAAGCAAGAUGUCUGUGACAAAUUGAAGAUUAGUUUUGAAAUGCUAGAUGAUGCACAAAGAGAAAUUUUUCUUGAUAUUGCAUGUCACUUUAUUGGUGAAGAAAGAGUCUAUCCAUAUUAUAUAUGGAAAGCGUUGGACUUUUUCCCAAGAAGUGAUAUUAGUGUCCUUGCACAUAUGUCUCUGAUAAAGGUUGAUGAUGAUGAUAGACUCUUGAUGCAUGACCUCCUUAGAGAUCUUGGCAGAGAAAUUAUUCGACGAGAAGACCUUAAAGUUCCUGGAAAGCGUAGCAGAUUAUGGUGUCCCAAGAUUGCGUUGGACGUCUUGCAUACUAGAAAGGGAACAGAGAACGUCAUCGCACUCAAACUUACUGGACUUUGCAAGGAGCACGACUUUACAAGUGAAGAGUUUUCAAAGCUGCCUAAUUUAAGGUUCUUGGAAUUAGAGGGGGGGAAUUUGGCUGGAGACUUUGAGAACCUUCUCUCGAGUUUAAGAUGGUUCUCUUGGCAUCGUUGCCCUUCAGACUUGCAGGCGAUCAAUUUGUGUUUAUCGAACUUAGUCAUCCUCAAGCUUUUGGACAGCGACAUUCCGGAAAACUGGAAUGGGUGGGGCCCAUGCUUGGCGAAUCCUGACUUGAAAGUUAUACAAGUCAUAAGAUGUCAUCUAUCGGCAGCUCCGGACUUCUCUACGUGCAUGAAUUUGAAGAUACUAGUUUUUGAUCAACAUUGUCCAAAGUCGCCACAAAUGGGUAGCUCUAUCAGUAAGCUAGAGCGCCUAAAGCGUUUGGAAAUACUUGCAGCCCAAGUUCAGUCAUCAAAGUUGUCCACGAGCCCCCAUUUUGACCCAUGGUAGUGCCUUCCGC
Molecule: messenger RNA, 2421 nt
Organism: Rhodamnia argentea
Lineage: Eukaryota; Viridiplantae; Streptophyta; Magnoliopsida; Myrtales; Myrtaceae
Product: disease resistance protein L6-like
Exons: 4
Coding region: 222-2411 (729 amino acids)
Biological process (GO): defense response; signal transduction
Molecular function (GO): ADP binding
Source: RefSeq, a predicted model, not a curated record